Molecule: messenger RNA, 1905 nt
Organism: Andrographis paniculata
Lineage: Eukaryota; Viridiplantae; Streptophyta; Magnoliopsida; Lamiales; Acanthaceae
Product: E3 ubiquitin-protein ligase CCNB1IP1 homolog
Exons: 10
Coding region: 714-1733 (339 amino acids)
Biological process (GO): chiasma assembly
Source: RefSeq, a predicted model, not a curated record
UGAUGCGGCAUCUCUUCCUCAUUUUCAAACGAAUUAGAUGAUUUUGGGAGUUUAUACUGAUUUGAGUUGUGUCGGUUUUUCCGUUUGCAUGGUUCGAUUCCACUCGAGUCUUCUGUAAUUUGACUUCAUUUUGAAAUGCUGGCGAUUUAGGUAUGGUAUUUAUCGAGGUUUUGAACUGUUUUCGUGAUUUGUUUUUUUCUUUUAUAUUCGAACAAUUGCGGAGAUGAUCGUCCUUGAUUCGUUAUGUUGCUGGAUUGAUAAUUUCGGAGUAAACAGAAAGUUUUGGAGAAUUUUCAGUUUAGCAUUUUGAUUCCACUUAAUUCUUCAGGAGUUUGAGCUCCUUUUGGAGAUUUGUUGAUCUUUAGGUUUGUUCUUUUUUUUCAACCUUUUGUCGUUUUAGUUAACAUCAUGAUUAACUUCCAAAAAAUUGUUGAUAUUGAUCGUCAUUUGAUUCAUCAUUUCGGUGGUUAAUUCCAGAGAUGAGCUUGGUACAUGAGAAGUAUGUUAAUAAUUUUGUGAACAUUUUGAGAGCAUUUUUAAGCUGUUAGUCCUUUAUUGUUUGGUUUUCUCGUCAUGGGAAUGGGAAGAAGUAUUGAUUCUUGUCUCAGCAGAAUGCCCCAACUGUUCGACAACUUUUGAUCCUGGGGUUCAAGUUUUUCAAGAAAAUGGACAGUAAACAUAAAACUCUACUCUGAACAUUGAAAUGAGAUGCAAUGCCUGCUGGCAAGAAUUGGAAGGAAGGGCCAUUACCACUACCUGUGGUCACCUCUUGUGCCCUGAAGAUGCAAGCAAGAUUCUCAGCAACAAUGGUGUUUGUCCCAUCUGCGAUCAGGUGCUCUCCAAAAGGUGUGGUUGAUAAAAGAGCUCAUAAAACAUCUCACAUUACCCAUUCAGUUACAUCUUUCUCAAGUUGGAAUGUGAUUUUUAGUUGGGGAUGCUGUACACUGUCACUUGUUCUUGACAUCUCAAAUGUUUUUCUUGUUAGUCUCAUGAGACCAGUGGAUGUCAAUCCAAAUGAUGAAUGGGUUAAUAUGGCCAUGGCAGGAACAUCUCCUCAGAUAAUAAUGAAGAGUGCAUUAAGAAGUGUAAUGUUUUACAUUGGACAAAGGGAUUUAGAGAUGCAAGUUAAGAUCAAUAAGAUAGUAGCUCAGUGUCGCCAGAAAUGUGAGGCGAUGCAAGCAAAGUUCACAGAAAAAUUGGAGCAAGUUUAUACCGCAUACCAGAAAAUGGCGAAGAGGUGCCAAAUGAUGGAGCAAGAAAUGGAGAAUUUAACCAAAGAUAAGCGAGAACUGCAAGAAAAGCUUUCGGAAAAAUGCAGGCAAAAGAGAAAACUUGACGAAAUGUAUGAUCAAGCACGAAAUGAAAUUGAUUCACUGAAGCGAAUGGCAAUUCAGCCGGCUGACCAUUUCUUUUCAAGGCCCGAACCUGACUUGUUCUCGAAUCCUGCCGUAGGAAUGGAUAACAGAGACAUUCGAGCAGGGCAUGAGGACAUCUGGCCAGACAGGCAAAAAAAUUCGAACUUCGCAUUCCACAUGCCCGGAAGCUCCCCUGGAAAACCAUCUGCAAUUCCAAUGGACACCUCGAACCAUAUGCCAGCAGCUCGCCCUUCUUUUGGGAUUAACAAUGGAGGUGGAGGAAACAAUAAUCCUUCAAUGACUCUAAGAAAUCUAAUCUUUUCGCCCAUAAAGAGACCUCAGCCCUCACGCAGUCGACCUCCACUGUUCACGUUGUAGACAGCAGAGGCUUCCAGUCAUACAUCUAGCCACAUUGCAUUGCAGAUCCCCCGGCUGAGUGCAUCGCAGCCGUUGAUCCUGCAGCAGUCGAGACUCUGAGGCCGCUGGAUCGACAGUGGACUAAAGAGGUGAGAGGCUCCCCAUUUCUCUUUACCCUGAAUUAAAAGUAUCU